Molossus molossus (Pallas's mastiff bat) is the source of this 3235-nucleotide messenger RNA. It is a transcript of the gene GALNT3, whose product is annotated as polypeptide N-acetylgalactosaminyltransferase 3. NCBI's taxonomy places the organism in Eukaryota, Metazoa, Chordata, Mammalia, Chiroptera, Molossidae. The record is from RefSeq and is a predicted model, not a curated record. Gene Ontology annotation, cellular component: Golgi apparatus. The transcript is spliced from 11 exons. The coding region runs from base 338 to 2239 and encodes 633 amino acids.
AGCUCACCUGGGAGACUCCGAAGGAAGCGGAGCCUUGGUACGGCCUCUCCUGGCCGCUCAGGAGGCCCCGCGGGAAGGCAGGAGGCGGUGGCGGAGGAGGAGCUGGACUGAGAGGCAACUGUAGCGACAGCAACCGGAGCCGCCGCCGCCACCACCUGCACCUGGCGCCCGGCCCACGUCCAGCGCCCGCCCGGCCGCCGCUUCCCGCCGCCCUGCCCUGCCCACCCGCCAGGUGUUACCAUUUAAUGAAACCUUGCCAGCAAGCCUAUGAUAAAAAUAUAAGUAAAAGAGGAAACUAUAACUGUUAUUUGUCAAGUGACAAGCUUUUAAUGUCAGAAUGGCUCACCUAAAGCGACUAGUGAAAUUACAUCUGAAAAGACAUUAUCAUAAAAAGUUCUGGAAGCUUGGUGCAGUAAUUUUUUUCUUUGUAGUAUUUUUGAUUUUAAUGCAAAGAGAAGUAAGUGUUCAGUAUUCCAAAGAGGAAUCAAGGAUGGAAAGGAACAUGAAAAACAGGAACAAGAUGCUUGAUUUAAUGCUAGAAGCUGUAAAUAAUAUUAAAGAUGUGAUGCCAAAAAUGCAGAUAGGGGCACCUGUCAGGCAAAAUAUUGAUGCUGGUGAGAGACCCUGUUUGCAAGGAUAUUACACAGCAGCAGAACUGAAACCCAUUCUUGAACGUCCACCUCAGGACUCUAAUGCACCUGGUGCUUCUGGUAAAGCAUUCAAGACACUUGAGCUAAGUAUUGAAGAGCAGAAGGAAAAAGAACGUGGAGAAACAAAACAUUGUUUUAAUGCUUUUGCAAGUGACAGGAUUUCCUUACAUCGAGAUCUUGGACCAGAUACUCGACCUCCUGAAUGUAUUGAACAAAAAUUUAAGCGCUGUCCUCCCCUGCCUACCACCAGUGUCAUAAUAGUUUUUCAUAAUGAAGCGUGGUCCACGCUGAUUAGAACGGUCCACAGUGUGCUCUAUUCUUCACCUGCAAUACUGCUGAAGGAGAUCAUUCUGGUGGAUGAUGCUAGUGUAGAUGAGUACUUACAUGAUAAACUAGAGGAAUAUAUAAAACAAUUUUCUAUAGUAAAAAUAGUCAGACAAAAAGAGAGAAAAGGUCUGAUCACUGCACGGUUGCUAGGAGCAACAGCAGCAACAGCUGAAACGCUCACAUUUUUAGAUGCUCACUGCGAGUGUUUUUAUGGUUGGUUAGAACCUUUGUUGGCCAGAAUAGCUGAGAACUACACUGCCGUUGUGAGUCCAGAUAUCGCGUCCAUAGAUAUGAACACAUUUGAAUUCAACAAACCCUCUCCUUACGGAAGUAACCAUAACCGGGGAAAUUUUGACUGGAGCCUUUCUUUUGGCUGGGAAGCACUUCCUGAUCAUGAGAGGCAAAGAAGGAAAGAUGAAACCUACCCAAUUAAAACACCCACUUUUGCAGGAGGUCUUUUUUCCAUAUCAAAAGAAUACUUUGAAUAUAUUGGAACUUACGAUGAAGAAAUGGAAAUCUGGGGAGGUGAAAAUAUAGAAAUGUCUUUCAGAGUAUGGCAAUGUGGUGGGCAGUUGGAGAUUAUGCCUUGCUCUGUUGUUGGACAUGUUUUUCGCAGCAAAAGCCCUCAUACCUUUCCAAAAGGCACUCAGGUGAUUGCUCGCAACCAAGUUCGCCUUGCAGAAGUCUGGAUGGAUGAAUAUAAGGAAAUAUUUUACAGGAGAAACACAGAUGCAGCAAAAAUUGUUAAACAAAAAUCAUUUGGUGAUCUUUCAAAAAGGUUUGAGAUAAAGCACCGCCUUCAAUGUAAAAAUUUUACAUGGUAUCUAAACAAUAUUUAUCCAGAAGUAUAUGUGCCAGACCUUAAUCCUGUUAUAGCUGGAUAUAUUAAAAGUGUUGGUCAGCCUAUAUGUCUGGAUGUAGGAGAAAAUAAUCAAGGAGGCAAGCCAUUAAUUUUAUACACGUGUCAUGGACUUGGGGGAAACCAGUACUUUGAAUACUCUGCUCAACAUGAAAUUAGACAUAACAUCCAGAAGGAAUUAUGUCUCCAUGCUGCUCAAGGUCCUGUUCUACUGAAGGCAUGUUCCUACAAAGGUCACAAGACAGUUGCCGUUGGAGAACAGAUAUGGGAGAUCCAAAAGGAUCAACUUCUAUAUAAUCCAUUCUUAAAGAUGUGCCUUUCAGCGAAUGGAGAGCAUCCAAACUUAGUGCCAUGCAAUCCAUCGGAUCCACUCCAAAAAUGGAUUUUUAACCAAAAUGAUUAAGUGUUCCUUAAAAUUAAGGAGUUAAAAAAGGAGAUAUUUUUUCUCAUAAAACUGUGACUAGGCAUACACUGUAGUUUUUGAAAAUUAUGCAAAAGCAGCUAAUUGUAACUUAUUCCAAGUGCAUUUUUCUUAUUUAUAUCUUACAAUGUCUCUGUAGCAUUAAUACAGAAAUCUCUUGUCUCCAUUUCAAAGCACAAUAAUUAAUAAUACCAAAGACUCUUUUGAAAUGUCCAGAUGUAGGGGAAGAGAUGUUUACAGUAUGAUGAUGAUAAUUUUCCAAGUCAAGUGAUGUUUGUGUGUUUUGUACACUUGAGAAUAUACAUAGCUACAUUCACACACUCACAACUUAAAAUAUUCUAGUUUUUUGGGGGAAGGGAGAAAGAUUUGAUACUGUAUUUUUUAACUACAUACAAAUGGAUCAAUUAAGGUCAAACAUUGGCCUUUGUAUACAUACCAGGAAAUUUUUAUAGAUCUAGAAUUUAUUACAUGAAAAUGCAGGUAAACAUUUUUUUUUUUUUUGCCAUUUGUUUACUUAUAUGUCAAAUGUUUCCUUAAACAUGGAAUUAAAUAAAUAAGCAGAAAACUAUUUUUGACACUUUGAUUUCUUUGCAAAUUUAAAACUAUUUUUAGUCUGAAGUCCACUUGACUUGAAGCACUUAAGUCUUUCUUAAAAGACUUUUCUUAAGUAACAAUACUGUGUUUUCCCAAAUCAAUUAAAAAGACUUUAUAACUUACUAUCUGUUGAAAAGUUGUCUUCUUCCUUUCUGUUAGUCUCUUUUUUCUUACCCAAAUUCACUAAUCUUGAAUAUUUGCGAAAUUGAAUCUUAAAUGCAGAAUACUUGACUCAUUUAAAGCUAAAUUUUAUUUGUUACUGAUUUAAGUCAAUUUGUUAACUGUUCAAUUAAUAGAUUGUCUUUGUAACAAAUUUUUUUCCCCCCAAAACCCUUAUUUCUCUCUAUGUGGAAAACACAAUAAAACAAAUCCUUACUAUUGUAA